AGCCUCGCAGCCAACUUUCCGUCCCAUCCUUUCCUGAAAUCCGAAUCGAACAAAUGGCGUUAUUCUGAAUUGAGUUUCUUAUUCUGAAUUCCUCACAACUCUAACGCAGCAUUCUCUUGUAUCUGCGGGAUCCAGACGGAGAUGUCACGCAGUCGAAAGAGCAGGCACUUCUGGAGCGAGGAGGAGACGGAUCUGCUGCUGCAGACGCUGAAGCAGAUGAACAUCGACCGCUACACCGACGGACGGAAGCACCGCAACAGCCUGAUCUUCCGGAAGGUGUGCGCGCGGCACCGGGAGGCCGGCUUCGCGCGCUCCUGCGACCAGGUCAAGCACCGCUGGAAGACGCUCAAGGCCAUCUACUACAAAGCCAAGAGGCAGAGCAGCAGCUCCAGCUUCAAGCACUUCGACACGAUGGAGGAGAUCUUCGGACACAGGCCUCUGGUGCUCGUCACGAGCCCCCGCAGCGACCACAGAGACGGAUCCGCUCGCGACAGCAGAGAUGAUGAAGAGGAGGAGGAGGAGGAGGAGGGUGAGGAGGGUGAGGAGGAGGAAGAUAAUGUAGAGGAUGAUGUGGAAGGUGGAAUCCAGGAAAUCCAGUCAGUGAAGAUGGAGAACGAGCCCCUGAUCCUCACACAAGCGUCACAAGAGAGCUCCAGCGCGUCCACAGAGACCUCCACCUCCAGCUCCACGCAGCCGAGCGCCGCUCCAGGCGUGCUGAAGCGCAGACGCUCGUGUUGCGCUGGGCUGCACAGUCAGUAUCAGGGCUUUCUGGAGAGACUGCAGCAGACGCAGAACGCCUGGCUGGAGCAGCAGCUGGAGCAGAGUCACAUCCGAGAGGAGCGUCUGGUGGCACAAGUGCUGGCAGAACACACCCGAUCCAUGGAGGCUUUGGUCAACCAGCUGUUCGCGGGCUUGAGGAGCCUCCUGCCCCCGUCCUGUCCCCAUCCCCAGACGUCAGCCCUGCAGAGCAGCAGUCCUGAAUCCUGAAUCACACAUAGACCUCAACCCCUCACAUGCACUCUUCAUCCUGACGCUCUCUCAGAGUUCACAUUCAGCAGCCCUGGACUGAGAUGUUAAAGGUAGUGAUAACUAGGGAUGGCCGUAUCAAUCCUAAAGUAUCGAUAUUGAUGCAAAUAUCUGAAGUAUUGAUGCUCAAAUUAAAAAUAUCGCUACUAAGGUGUGUUUUAUUUACCUGUGUUUUUGUUUGUUCAAUUAUAGUAUCUGUAGAGUUUUAACUACUGUAAACUAGUGUUGUCAAAAGUACUGAGCGUGAUACCAUUCAGUACUAAAGUUUUAAAAAGUCCAUUUCCCGCCAAGAUGUUGGGCAGAUUCUGAAAUGGCGCAGAUUGGCCAUUGUGUUCACGUGCUGUUUUAAGAAUCUGCUAAACAGCCCUCAAAUCUUAGUGGGAAAUAUACAUUUCCAUAUUCUGUAGCAAAUGGUAUCGCGGUCUGUACUUUUGACAACAUUAUAGUAAACAUAUUUUAACCAUGUAUAAUAGGGAUGGGCGAUAUGGGUUUAAAAAUAUAUCACAAUAAUUUCUGAUAUUUAUUGUGAUAAUGAUAUCAGCGAUGAUAAUUCAGGGGAUUAUAUGCAUCCAUGACAAAAAAAAAAAAAAAAAAAAUCCUGUUACUUUAGAGAAAAGUAUUCUCUUUUCCAUUUUUUGCCAAAACAGGGUGUUGUUAGCAUUACUAAGUACACACGUAAUGUAAUUAUGGUUGGGUAUCGUUUGAAUUUUAUCAAUUCUGAUUCAGAUUCUGCUUAUUGACUUUGAUUAUUUUCUAUUACCUGUUUCGAUUCCAAUGUGAUUAAAUAAUGAUAUCAAACAUUUA
This is a messenger RNA of Cyprinus carpio (common carp), 1830 nucleotides long. RefSeq names its product pheromone receptor transcription factor. The coding region runs from base 142 to 987 and encodes 281 amino acids. NCBI's taxonomy places the organism in Eukaryota, Metazoa, Chordata, Actinopteri, Cypriniformes, Cyprinidae. The record is from RefSeq and is a predicted model, not a curated record. The transcript has 3 exons.